CAACCCCUCAUUUUCACCAUCCAGAUCCAACUUCUCUCUCCUAUCUCUGUGUAAAAAUGGCGAAAUUUGUCUCCAUUCUGCUUGUUUUCUCCUUAGCUUACACUUCUGUUGUUUCUGCUGCUUCUCCUCCAACUCCAACGGAAGGUCUCUUACCAAACGGAGACUUUGAACAACCACCGAAGGCAAGCAACAUUAGAAAAAAAGUCCUGAUUGGCAAAAACGCUUUACCAAAAUGGGAGAUUAGCGGUAUUGUGGAAUACACACAGGGCGGACCUCAGCCUGACGGUAUGUACAUCCCCGUCGCACACGGCGUCCACGCCGUCAUACUCGGGAACGAAGCAAAAAUCUCCCAAACGAUACCCGUGAAAGCUGGAUCUUUGUACGCUAUAACCUUCGGAGCUUCAAGAACAUGUGCGCAGCAGCAGAUGUUAAGAGUGUCUGUGCCACCACACUCCGGGGAUCUUCCGCUCAAGACUUUGUACUGUGCUGACGGUGGCGAUGUGUAUGCGUAUGGUUUCAGGGCUAAUUCAAGCAGCGUGAGGUUAACCUUCCACAACCCUGGUGUAGAAGAAGAUCCCAAAUGUGGCCCAAUCAUUGAUGCAGUCGCCAUUAAGGAACUCCACCCUCCUAGACUUACUUCACAUAACUUGGUGAAAAAUGGUGGAUUCGAGGAAGGUCCACGUCUAUUAGUAAACUCCUCCAAUGGCGUCCUUCUCCCUCCUCAACAACAAGACCACACAUCUCCUCUCCCCGGGUGGAUCAUCGAGUCUCUUAAAGCUGUUAAAUUCAUCGACUCCAAGCAUUACAACGUCCCACAUGGCGACUCAGCCGUUGAGCUGUUGGCUGGGAGAGAAAGCGCCGUCACACAAAUCCUCAGAACAGUACCUAACAAAUUCUACACCCUUUCAUUCGCCAUUGGAGAUUCCAAGGACUGGUGUCUUGGAGACAUGAUUGUUGAAGCAUUUGCUGCGAAAGAGAAGCUGAAAGUACCAUUUAAAUCGGAAGGGAAGGGAGAGUGGAAGAUGGUUAGCAUGAAGUUUAAGGCGACAUCUUCAAGAACCCGAGUGAGCUUUCACAGCUCAUAUUACCACACUAGGGCUGACGACACUGUGUCCCUUUGUGGUCCAGUGAUUGAUGAAGUUCGGGUGUUGUCGGUUCGCGCCUAGAGGUAAAUUUGGUCUGUUUUAGUUCGGUGUUUGUAAAUCAGACAUUCCAUGAUAUUGGGUGACAUUGAUUGAAAUGCAUCAUGUGACCACAAUAUUGUCAACUGUAAUUUGGUUAAAUAAAAAAAGAUGAAUUGCAAAGGAAGUCUAAAAGCUGGCUGCA
Molecule: messenger RNA, 1326 nt
Organism: Lactuca saligna
Lineage: Eukaryota; Viridiplantae; Streptophyta; Magnoliopsida; Asterales; Asteraceae
Source: the annotation of a GenBank genome assembly